AUGGCGGAUAUGGAUCAAAGAAAUCGGAUUGUGUUUCUAGGAGCCGGACGCGUGGGUAAAAGCUCUAUUUUGAAACGUUUUCUACACGGUACAUUCUCUAGUGAAUAUAAAGAAACAGUAGAAGACUUAUACAGUCGAGAAUAUGACGUUCAAGGAAAUCAUUUAAAGGUGGAUUUUCUUGAUACCGCCGGAAAUAUUGCCUUCCCGGCUAUGCGCAGACUAUCAAUAGCUAAUGCGCAUGCGUUCGUUCUAGUUUAUUCUUUAACAAAUGAAGCAACUUUUGUUGAGGUCAAACAGUUGUGGGAAAACAUCAAAGAAGUGCGUGAGAAUUACCAAGAGAUUCCGUGUGUCAUUGUAGCUAAUUGUAUUGACAUGGAGAAUAACCGACAAGUGGAGAAGUUCGACGCGUUAAACUGGGCAUACAAUGAUAAUCUAGGGGGCGCUUUCGUAGAGGUUUCUGCAAAGGACGACGAAUGUAUAACAGAUAUAUUCAAGAUUCUGUUUGAGCAAUUGAAAGUUCCACGUUCGAAACUACCGGAGAAGUUUAGUCUUCUGACACGACGGUUGAGCUCUCAUUCGUUGGAACAAUCGGACCAAGAAGCUGAGCCAAAAACACCGCCAGAGGAGAAGAAGUUUUUCAGGAGUCGAAGCCUGAUAAGAAGAGGAAGUAAGCCAAAAGUGAAAAGAUCGUCUAGGAAUAAAAACGACUGUGAAGUCUCGUAG
Ylistrum balloti is the source of this 723-nucleotide messenger RNA. Its product is annotated as ras-related protein Rap-2c-like. Lineage: Eukaryota; Metazoa; Mollusca; Bivalvia; Pectinida; Pectinidae. Gene Ontology annotation, molecular function: GTPase activity; GTP binding. The record is from RefSeq and is a predicted model, not a curated record. Bases 1 to 723 code for a protein of 240 amino acids. The transcript has a single exon.